GAAGUGGAAGUUAUGUCGGGUUUAGUCCUGCACCUUCUAGCGGUGAGGAAAGAAUUUUCUUCACUGCUUCCUUCGGCAUGAGACAAAGAGGGAAGCGUCUCAUGGAAUACAAAAGGGGGUCUGAUGAGAGUUAGCGGGGAUGCUUUCGACUUGGAUGGACCUGUGUGGAUCGUUGUUUCCUAGGUUAGACCGACGGAGAGGGUUGUCGACAUCCUGUUUAAUUCUGAGAUGUCACAGUGGAGAACAAAUGCACUCCUUCAGAUGGGCACAUUCUCAAUUUGGAUAAUCUUUUUUUGUUGUAUGCCAGCAUGCAUGUAUGCACAGAACACAUGUCCUGAAAUCAUGCAACAUCUUUUGAAAGAUGGUUUCCACAGAGAACUCCUGAUUAGGGUAAACCUUGGUACAGCUGAUGAAGCCAUAGGAAGUUGCAUGGUGGCAAUUAAAGUACACCUUCCAAAAGGAUUGUAUGUGGAUCCCUAUGAACUGACAUCUUUACAAAAGCACAAUGCCACUGAGGUGCUGAUGCUUGUAGAUAAUAUAGAUUUGGAAGUUCCUGAGUACUUAGCUACUGAACUUUCCAUCCUCAUUUAUAUGAGACCUGAAUCUGAAUGUAUUUCAUGUUUUAGAGCAUCAUUACCUCUGCAUAGCCGUUAUCACCGACCAGCAGAAAGUGAUGAAAGCAUCUCUGUUGUAUUGAAGAGUCCAGAAAUAUUGCUGCUUUGCCCAAAAUACUUCACUCCAGUGGAAUGUUUGAAAGAAACUAAAAUAGAAGCUCCAUGUUCCUUGACGAAUAGACAUACAUGCCACUGGGAUAGUGUGGAGUUCAAAGCCGUAAACAAGAAACUGAAACUGCAGAUACCAGUUGGCCUCAAACAUCAUCUUUCAUUGGUAUGCAUGGUGACACUUGUUAGCACAAUAUUGUGUUCCAGUUUUAUCCUUUCAGCUUUAUGCAAGCAUGGACAUUUCUCCUUUGUUCAAAGCACACUGUGAAACUAAGAAAGAAUGGUCAGACUGUUUAACUACAUGAGGCAAAUCAGAGAUAGAAACAGAAAAACAGGCUUAUGAUUGGCUUAGCAUCAUAGAAUGGAAGGAGGCCUAAUGUCUCUUAUUUAACUUUUUGGUUUUACAUAUGCUUGGAAUAUAGCUUCUCUGUCAUUUUUCCUUCAAGACUGUAUACAUGUUUUCUGACUAGGUUGAUAAGAGUUUAAAUGCCUGACAGCCAAAUUGUCAUGCCAUCUAAUUAUGUUAAAGCUAAAUCUAUAGUGAAAUUAUUAACAGGAAUGGGAGAUUUUUUUAAUCAUUGGAAAGAUAACCCAAUUCUUAUUCUAGAAAUGUUCAAUGAUAAAAAUGGGACAAAAAGACAAAAUUAAAUUCUGAGUGGCAAUACCAUUUUUGAAGAAAGCUUUAAGUUUUUGUAUUGGAUAACCAUGACACUUAGAGGAAAUAAUAGAAUGGGUACAAUUUUUUCCAAGUACUGAGAAAACAGUGGGUGUAAAUCAUAGUGAUGAAAAUACAAGGAAACACAUAGAGGAAAUUGCUUCAUUAAUGGAAAAAGUGAGCUGCUCCAAAGGUUCUUAAUUUUUCUAGUCUCAGUAAGCCUUGCAUAUCACUAGGGGGCAUUAAGUGGCAACUAGUAUGUGAACAGUUCAGAGGGAAGGAUGUGCCAUCCCUCAUUCAUAGAUAAUAUUCAAUAUUAAUAAAUUCUGUAUGAAAUAAAAGCAGAACAUCUGAAAUUCUUUUUCUGUAAUGUAUUACCUCUGUAUAUGGCCAGUAUGCAUAUAUUUUGGUCGUGUCUCCCCUGUCUCCCUUGUCUAUGAAUUACCUUGCCUAGUAUUCCUUUGGAUUCCCACCACUUUAUAAAAAGCUUGUUUUAUGUCAUCUUUUAGUACUGUCUGAUGGCUUGCUUUAACACUAGUCUUUUGUUUCCUCUGACUGAUGAUAGCCGAGCCAAUACUUCAGUGGCCUCUAUAUGAAAAGUGUUCUGCAUCUGUCUGCGGGGGGAAGGGAGCCAUUAAAGAAACAACUGCAGAUGGGUUAUUUUGGUAUGCCAUCACCCGUAUAUGAGCAGCUAGAGCAUGUAGUGAGAAGUCACCUGUGGGCCUUGGUUGUUUAUCUUAUCCUUGGUUUCCUUUGAUUUAGUAAUUAGUGUCAUUUUGAACCAAUUUUGUAUUUUUAUAUUUGCACCUACUGAACUGAAUUAGAAACAAUGUAAUUGUGUCUGGAUGUUUCAUGUUUAGAUGUUUCCCUUUAAAGUAAAGUUACAUUAAAGGCAAUACAUAGGAA
This is a messenger RNA of Varanus komodoensis (Komodo dragon), 2283 nucleotides long. It is a transcript of the gene PIGX, whose product is annotated as phosphatidylinositol glycan anchor biosynthesis class X. Bases 229 to 990 code for a protein of 253 amino acids. Lineage: Eukaryota; Metazoa; Chordata; Lepidosauria; Squamata; Varanidae. The transcript has 7 exons. The record is from RefSeq and is a predicted model, not a curated record. Gene Ontology annotation, biological process: GPI anchor biosynthetic process. Gene Ontology annotation, cellular component: endoplasmic reticulum membrane.